Molecule: messenger RNA, 3024 nt
Organism: Adineta steineri
Lineage: Eukaryota; Metazoa; Rotifera; Eurotatoria; Adinetida; Adinetidae
Source: the annotation of a GenBank genome assembly
AUGUUUAACACAUUUGCUAACGUAUUUAGUGUCGAUGAAAACAAUACAAAAAAAAUGGAGAGUAACAAUCCAUUCGAUGAUUUACCCUCGUCAACAUCAACAACAGAUCCUUUUGGAAUAUCAUUAAAUACUAUGAAAUUAUCGGAAUCAUCAGAAAAAUUUGAUGAUAAUCCAUUUCUUAUUAGUACAAAUAAUGAUAAAUCUGUUCGACCUCGAAGUGGCAAAGAAGCAUUAUCAUCAUCAAAUUGGCUGGCUUAUCAACAUUCAAUGGAUGAAGCUAAUUUAGAUCAAGUAGAUGAUUUUCAAGAUAAAUCAUUUAUAACAGAAUCAAAUAGUACGAAUAAUUUCAAUCCAUUUGAUAUUUCCACAAUAUCAAAUACUGAUCAAUCAAAUGGAACAAUAUUUCAAUCUUCUCCAAUGGAUUUUUUAUUUGAUGUUAAUACUGACUCAAAUCAAGUGUCAACAACAACAACAACAACAACAAAUUCCAAUCAAUUAUCUUAUGAUUUUCUUGAUUUUAAUCCAGCAGAUACAUCAAUAUCAACGAAAACCGAAAAUGUUAAUAAUUUAACUGAUAUACCAAAAAUCGAAUCAACUACAACAUCUUCAUCAGCUCAAUUAACAUCUUCAAAUGAAAUAAAUACUACACAAGAACCAGUAUCAACAGGUACAUAUGAUGAUCAAUUUCUUGGUUGGUUAACACAAACUGCAGAUUCAAUAAGUGGUACUGAUUUAAAACAGAAUAAAGUUACUGAAGAUUUUGGAAAUAUUUAUCCACAAUUACCAACACAACAAGUAAAUGAUCAAGAAAAUAAUCCAUCGUCAUCAUCAUCGGAUGUUUUUUCUAAACAAGCCAUUUCUCGUCCAUCGGUUGAAGAAAUACCAUCAAUUCGUAUACAUGAACCAAAAAUUGGACAUAAUGAUAGUAAUAUUGUUCCACAAGGAUAUUUCAAUAAAGAAACUAAAAAUCAAUCUGAUGAUGAUUCAGAUGAUGAAAAAAAAAUGGUUUUUAAAAUUGGAGAAAAAAAACAUAAUGUAUUAAAUUCUGAUACAAAUAUACCUCUACCAUUAUUACCUCCACCACCAUCACCAUCAUCAUCAAAAAAUUAUCAAAAAAGUAAUAAGGAUGCUAGUUCAUCAUCUUCAGAUUCCGAUCAAGAUGAUCCACUUGCUAUGUUUCGAACAAAAACUACUAAAAAUAAAACCGAUGAACAAUAUGGACAAAAUCUAAUUACAGAUUGGGAUGAAGAAACAAAAGUACAAGAACGGCAAGAAAAAGUUCAAUCACCACCAUUAGAUUAUUAUUUACAUGAACCAGAUUAUGAUGAUAGUGCACCAUUAGAAGCCUAUCAUAAUGAUAUAAAUGAACUACAAUUACAGCAACUUAAUGGAUGGUCAUUACAAAUUCGUCUACCAUUAAGACAAAAAGAUUUAUAUAAAAGUACUUUUCAAAGAUUUAGUGAAACACGUACUUGGCAAGAAUGUUUCGUUCGAAUAUUUUUUGAUGAAAAAAAAUUACGUUUUUAUCUUCCACAAACAAUUGAACAAUCAUUUGCUGAAAUUGAAUUUCAAACAUGGUAUCAAUGUACAAAAUUUAAUCUUCAACAAUAUGAUCAAUAUUCAAAAAUUCAUACAUUUAAAAUUUAUGAAGCUAAUUAUCGUGAAAUUCCACAAGUUCGAAUUGAUCGUUUAGUAACAUUACCAGAAAAAUUAUUACGAAAAUUUACACGACCAAAUAAAACUCAACAAGUUUUAUUAGAUCAUGCAAAUUGUGUUCAACAAGAAGUUGUUAAAUUUGGUCAAUUAAAUUAUAUUUAUUUAAAACAAUUUUCAAUUAUAUUAGAUGAUUUAUUUUGGACAAUGCCUGUUACACGUAGUCGAUUACAAAAACAUUUAAAAGAAGAAAUAACUGUCAAGAUUUUAGAUGAAUAUUAUGCACAUAUUGAUAAAUAUCAUCAUAUAUGUAAACAGAAAUCACGUACACGUUUAUUUCUAUUAGCUUUUUUAAAUGGUACAGAACCAAUUGUUGAAAUUGGUAUGAACGAUUGGUUUCGUCAUGGUAAAGAAGUUAAUAAACGUAAUGAAAUAAUUAUUAAUAAAACAUUACAAGAAUAUUGGAUUAAACCUGAACAAGUUGAAUUAGCAUCAAUUAUUGAUUCAAAUGAAUAUGAAAGUACGCAUUUACUUAAAUUAAUACCACCUGAUAGUCAAAAAAUUGAAAUAAUGCGUUUUCGUACAAGACCUAAACAAAAUAUUGAAUUACCAUUAAAAGUUUAUUGUUUUAUGUCGGUUAUUAAUCGUCAAAUAAAUAUACGAAUUGAAAUAACUGUAUCAAAUGCUUUUAAUAUAAGUAUUUUAUCAAAAGCAUCAUCCAUGGCAACUAAUGAUAAAACAGCAAAUAUACGAGAUGAUAAUAGUGAUGAACAAUGUCCAUGUGAAAAUAUUCAAAUACGUUUUCCAAUACCUGAUCCAUGGGUUUAUAUGUUUCGAGUUGAAAAACGUUUUCGUUAUGGAGCUAUACAUAGUGUUCGUCGUAAAGCAGGAAAAAUAAAGGGUCUUGAUCGUUUGAUGAUUCAUCGUAAUGAUGGCGCUACACCUUUUAUGGCUGCAUCAGCUGGUAUAGCUAAAUAUGAACAAGCUUUUCGUGCAAUUGUUUGGCGUGUUGAUCAAUUACCAAAACGAGAUCAAGGCGCUUAUAAAACUCAUCUAUUUGAAUGUAAAUUUUCAAUACCAUCUCAUGAUCCUGUACCUGAAAAAUAUGAACCAAUUGCUGAUGUUGAAUAUUCUAUGUCACAAGCAUUUGUUUCACAUUGUCAGAUUCGUUCAGUUGCUGUACCAAGUGCUGAAGAAACACCUGAAAAAUGGAUACGUCCUAAAAGUCAAUUUACUUAUACAACUGACAUUGAAUAUGCAUUUAAAGAAGAAGAAAAAAAAGAAUUUGCACCUAUUGAAAUCGAUAUGAAAGAACAAAUAAUGUCACAAAGUGAAACAGAAAAUAAUUCACAAUCAGAUGAUAGUGAUUAA